Molecule: messenger RNA, 6373 nt
Organism: Echinops telfairi (small Madagascar hedgehog)
Lineage: Eukaryota; Metazoa; Chordata; Mammalia; Afrosoricida; Tenrecidae
Gene: ZNF608
Product: zinc finger protein 608
Exons: 10
Coding region: 800-5341 (1513 amino acids)
Biological process (GO): regulation of transcription by RNA polymerase II
Cellular component (GO): nucleus
Source: RefSeq, a predicted model, not a curated record
UUUCUCUUAAGUUGGUUGAAAAAAAUAAAAUCUGUCAGGACGGGCGGAAAAAUGCCACUUCCCGACUAACAGGCGGAAUCCAGCCCAGAUUUUCAGUCCUUUCUUCUUCUUCUUCCUUGCCGUUCACUAAUUUAUCCCGAGGUUAGCACAUUCUGUCUUGUUAUAGCGGACGCCUGUAGGUUGGCUACAAGGGACCAUUACUUACUGAUCACGGUGACUCUGGUCUGCAACUGAAGGCGGAAGGAGAAGUUGGGAAAACUUUUUUCUCUAAGCUCGCUUUCUCUCUCUCUUUGUAGCUAUUAUUCUCGAUGCUUAUUAAGAGGGAAAAAAACCCCUUGGUGCUUCUGUUGUGAAUGUGAAACAUUAUCUUCCAGCUGUACAGUGACACAUUUUUUUUUAAGGAGAAAAGACUCCUGAUCCGUUUGCCAAGAGGGGGGUGGGGAGGUGGAAUAAUGUUAUCGAGUGAUUAUUCUGGCUGAGAUGUGUUAUUUGGUUUCUUCCUUCUUGAUCAUUUGGUGUUUAAGUAAAAUGAGGCUCAGGCUUGUUUGCGGAGUGGAGUGGGAAAGGCAUUUUGAUUUGCUGGCCUAAUUAAAAUAUGAUAAAGGAUUAAAGGAAAAGGUGGACCAGGACUGAAGGGUGUAAAAUCCCCGGACACAUUCCUGGGGCAGGAAAAAGAAGAGGAAGAUUAGAAGAUUUUUUUUUUUUUCUCUAAGAGAAAGCCCAGCGGAGCUAAACGAAUGUCCCCCCAUCUCCAAAGGAAAGUUCAUCGGAUUUUUAUUCUAGAGAGCCCGUCUUCAGGAUGUCAGUGAACAUUUCUACUGCUGGAAAAGGUGUGGAUCCAAAUACGGUUGAUACUUAUGACAGUGGCGAUGAUUGGGAAAUCGGGGUUGGAAAUUUAAUAAUUGAUUUGGACGCCGAUUUGGAGAAGGACAGACAGAAAUUUGAGAUGAAUAAUUCCACCAACACCACUAGCAGCAGCAACGCCAAGGAUUGUGGAGGUCUGGCCUCCAGUGGGGCCGGUGCUACCACAGCUUUAGCUGAUGGCCUAAAAUUUGCUUCUGUUCAGCCCUCUGCUCCCCAGGGGAAUUCACACAAAGAGACCAGCAAAUCAAAAGUGAAAAGGAGUAAAACUUCUAAGGAUGCUAAUAAAUCUCUGCCUUCUGCUGCCUUGUAUGGGAUUCCCGAGAUCAGCAGCACUGGCAAGAGGCAGGAAGUCCAAGGGCGCCCUGGAGAGGCAACUGGCAUGAAUUCAGCGCUGGGUCAAAGUGUGAGCAGCGGCGGCGGCGGCGGCCCAAACAGCAAUAGUACCAGCACCGGCACCUCGGCGGCCACCGCGGGGGCAGCCUCCUGUGGGAAAAGCAAAGAGGAGAAGCCAGGUAAAAGCCAGAGCAGCCGAGGAACCAAGCGGGAUAAGGAUGCGGGGAAAUCCAGGAAGGACAAACACGACCUGCUUCAGGGCCACCAGAAUGGCAGUGGCGGCCAGACCCCCUCCGGGGGCCACCUCUAUGGCUUUGGGGCCAAGAGUAAUGGAGGUGGCACGAGCCCCUUCCACUGCGGGGGCACUGGGAGUGGCAGUGUGGCCGCUGCAGGGGAAGUUAGCAAAAGUGCCCCGGAUUCAGGGCUCAUGGGAAACUCUAUGUUGGUAAAGAAGGAAGAGGAGGAGGAGGAAAGCCACAGGCGAAUCAAGAAACUGAAAACCGAGAAGGUCGAUCCCCUGUUUACAGUGCCAGCACCGCCACCACCGAUUUCCAGCAGUCUCACGCCUCAGAUUCUGCCCUCCUACUUUCCCCCAUCUUCAUCCAAUAUUGCAGCACCGGUUGAACAGCUUUUGGUUCGGACUCGUUCUGUGGGUGUCAAUACGUGUGAAGUUGGAGUAGUGACAGAGCCAGAGUGUCUUGGGCCCUGUGAACCCGGGACCAGUGUGAAUUUGGAAGGGAUCGUGUGGCAUGAAACAGAAGAAGGUGUCCUAGUGGUCAAUGUGACGUGGAGGAAUAAGACAUACGUGGGGACCCUCCUGGACUGCACCAAGCACGACUGGGCCCCUCCCAGGUUUUGCGAGUCCCCGACCAGCGACCUGGAGAUGCGAGGGGGCCGCGGCCGAGGCAAGCGGGCGAGGGCGGCGGCGGCGGCCCCGGGCUCGGAGGCCAGCUUCGCCGAGUCCCGGGGGCUGCAGAACAAGAACCGAGGGGGUGCCAACGGGAAAGGGAGGCGCGGCAGCCUCAACGCCAGUGGCCGGAGGACACCCCCCAAUUGUGCCGCCGAGGACAUCAAAGCCAGCCCCUCCUCCACCAACAAAAGGAAAAACAAGCCCCCCAUGGAGCUGGACCUGAACUCCAGCUCGGAGGACAAGCCUGGGAAGCGCGUGCGCACCAACUCCCGGAGCACGCCCACCACCCCGCAGGGGAAGCCCGAGGCGGCCUUUUUGGACCAGGGCUGUGCCUCUCCGGUGUUGAUCGAUUGCCCCCACCCCAACUGCAACAAAAAGUACAAGCACAUUAACGGCCUGCGGUACCACCAGGCGCACGCCCACUUGGACCCUGAGAACAAGCUGGAGUUCGAGGCCGACGGCGAGGACAAGAUCUCCGACUGCGAGGAAGCGCUGAGCCACGUGGCCCUCGAGUGCAGCAGCGAGGCAAGCACAAGCGGCUCGGCCUACGACCAGGGGAAGGCACCCGGGUCCCCCGGCGCGGGGAACCCCCCCGGCACCCCCAAGGGAAAGAGGGAGCUCCUGAGCAACGGCCCGAGCGCCGUGGCCAGCGCGAAAGCUGGCAAGAAUUCGGGCAAAAAGAAGGGCCUGAACCAUGAACUGAACAACCUGCCCGUCAUCUCCAACAUGACGGCCGCCUUGGACGGCUGCGCCGCGGCCGACGGCAGUCUGGCCGCCGAGAUGCCCAAACUGGAAGCCGAGGGGUUAAUCGACAAGAAGAGCUUGGGAGAGAAAGAGAAGGGCAAAAAGGCCACCAACUGCAAAAUGGACAAGAAUCUCUCGAAGCUGAAAACGGCGCGGCCCAUUGCCCCGGCCCCGGCCCCCACCCCGCCGCAGCUCAUCGCCAUCCCCACGACGGCCUUUACCACCACCACCACGGGCACCAUCCCCGGGCUGCCCUCCCUCACCACCACGGUGGUCCAGGCCACGCCAAAGAGCCCCCCGUUGAAACCCAUCCAGCCAAAGCCCACCAUUAUGGGAGAGCCCAUCACGGUCAACCCAGCCCUGGUGUCGCUCAAAGACAAAAAGAAAAAGGAGAAGCGGAAGCUAAAGGACAAGGAAGGGAAAGAGACGGGGAGCCCGAAAGUGGACGCCAAGCUGGGCAAGCUGGAGGACGCCAAGGCGGCUGGGAAAGACGUGCCUGGGCAUUUUUUGAAGGACCACCUCAACAAGGGUGAAGGGCUGGCCAACGGGCUGUCAGAGUCUCAAGAGAGCCGCAUGGCCAGUAUCAAAGCCGAAGCCGAUAAGGUGUACACGUUCACAGACAACGCCCCCAGCCCGUCCAUCGGGAGCGCGUCGAGGAUGGAGUGCAGCGCCGUGGUGAACGGGCAGGCGCCCAUGGCCCCGCUGCACGUGUUGACACAAAACGGAGCCGAGGCGUCCGCGGCCAAGACCAACAGCCCCGCCUACUCGGACAUCUCGGACGCCGCGGACGACGGCGGAUCCGACAGCCGCUCAGAGGGCAUGAGGUCCAAAGCCAGUUCUCCGGCAGACGUGAUGUCUGCUAAGGACGGUGUUGUCAAAGGGCAUGCUUCAGCCGCCGCGCAACCCUCUCAAAUGAAAGAGCCGUCCCAUUCCCCCUACUACCACGGCUACGACCCGUACUACUCCCCAAGCUACAUGCACCCGGGGCAGGUGGGCGCCCCCGCAGCUGGCAGCAGCGGGAGCGCCCAGGGAAUGAAGAUCAAGAAGGAGUCCGAGGAAGACGCCGAGAAGAAAGACAGGGCCGAGCAGUUAGAGUCUAAGAAAGUGGACCACGCUUCGGCCUCCUUGCAGGCUCAGCACCAGUCGGUGAUCACACAAAGACACCCCGCCCUGGCUCAGUCCCUGUAUUAUGGCCAGUAUGCCUACGGGCUCUACGUGGACCAGAAGUCCCUGAUGGCCACCAGCCCCGCCUACAGACAGCAGUACGAGAAGUACUAUGAGGACCAGAGGCUGGCAGAGCAGAAGAUGGCCCAAGCUGCCAGAGGGGACUGCGACAGGAAAAGCGAACUCCCUUUGAAGGAGCUGGGCAAGGAGGACAGUAAGCAGAAAAACUUGCCGUCGGCCACAAUCUCAAAAGCUCCCUCUACUCCGGAGCCUAACAAAAACCAUUCUAAACUAGGGCCAUCAGUGCCUAAUAAAACUGAGGAGACAGGUAAAUCGCAGCUUCUCUCCAAUCACCAGCAGCAGCUUCAGGCCGACAGCUUCAAAGCUAAGCAGAUGGAAAACCACCAGCUUAUUAAGGAGGCUGUAGAAAUGAAGUCUGUCAUGGACUCUAUGAAGCAGACAGGUGUAGACCCAACCUCGAGAUUUAAACAAGACCCAGAUUCAAGGACAUGGCAUCAUUACGUAUAUCAGCCCAAAUACCUGGAUCAGCAAAAGCCCGAAGAGCUCGAUAGAGAGAAAAAACUAAAGGAGGAUAGUCCGCGGAAGACGCCUAACAAGGAGAGCGGUGCCCCCGGCCUUCCUGUGUCUUUAACUAGCAUCAAAGAGGAGCCCAAAGAGGCCAAGCGCCCCGACUCGCAAUCCAUGGAAGAAAACAAGCUGAAAAACGAUGAUCGAAAGACCCCCGUGAACUGGAAGGACUCUCGGGGAACGAGAGUGGCUGUCUCCUCGCCCAUGAGUCAGCAUCAGUCGUACAUACAGUACUUGCAUGCUUACCCUUACCCACAGAUGUAUGACCCCAGCCACCCUGCAUACCGCGCUGUCUCUCCUGUCCUAAUGCACAGCUACCCCGGGGCCUAUCUCUCUCCAGGAUUUCAUUAUCCUGUGUAUGGGAAGAUGUCCGGGAGAGAAGAGGCAGAGAAAGUCAGUACCAGCCCUAGCAUCAACACGAAAGCAACCACUGAAUCGAAAGCCCUGGAUCUGCUCCAGCAGCAUGCCAACCAGUACCGCAGCAAGUCCCCCGCGCCUGUGGAGAAGGCUACUGCCGAGAGGGAACGGGAAGCAGAGAGGGAAAGGGAUCGCCACUCCCCCUUCAGCCAGAGGCACUUGCAUACACAUCACCACACCCACGUUGGCAUGGGCUACCCACUCAUCCCUGGUCAAUAUGACCCUUUUCAAGGCUUGACCUCUGCUGCCCUAGUUGCCUCUCAGCAGGUGGCUGCCCAGGCAUCUGCCUCAGGAAUGUUUCCUGCACAAAGAAGAGAGUAACAAGAUUGGAAAUGUAUGUUGUCAUGUGACUGGAUCACAUGGAGAAGCGCUUUAUACAGACAUCAGUUCCAUGGUGUUAAUUUGAAAUGCCUUAAUGGCAGGCAAAAACCAGUCAUUUCAUUUUUGUAAAUUACAGAUUUUAUCACAGAGUAACAAAUGUUGCUGUAAUUAAACUUCUGUUUUAUAUAUAUAUACGUAUACAUAUAUGUAUAUAUACAUACAUAUAUAUAUAUAUAUAUUCUUUACUUUUUUGUAUCAGUAACCAGGCUCGCCACACAGGGUCUGCUGCCAAGUUGGAAACCACUCAGUAAAGGAAAUAAUUUAAAAAAAAAAUGUAUUUGUCAUGUUGAAAAGUGUUAGCCACAAAAGGCUGUUUACUUUUUUCCCCCUUUUCCUUUUCAAUUGUAAAUAAAUGAUGUUCUGUAUCAGUGUGCCUGAUCCUUGCAUAUCCUUCAGCUAUUCCUAGAAGCCCCUCAGAAAGGCUAACUGUGAUGAUGACACUUGGGUACAAUGUAGAUGUCUAUUUGGUGGCUCCUGUUGAAGACGCAUCCGUGUAAGCUGUUCCUGUAGUCUCUGUUCCCUCGUACUUGUGUAUUGUGGACAAUAUACUUUUGGAAGGCAUGGGGUUUGCCAGUACCACAAAAACUGUGUUGUAUAUAAUGUAAAGAUUAAAAUGGGGAAAUAAUGAGCAUCUGUGAAUAAUGAGGUGUCAUUUCUUGAUAAGCUUGAAUGGCAAAUAACCCAGUAGCCUGCGUACCAGAGACAUCUGUGAUUGUUCUAUUACUUGAAUAGUCCUGCGAUCUUUUUUCCCCCUCCCCCUUUCUUUCCCUCCCUCCCUCUCACUCUCUCUUUUUUUUAAUGUUUACAAUUACCCAGUUUUAGAAGAAAGAGACUUUAACGCCAUUGCCUGGUUACUUGUUUUAUGCUGUAAUCUAGUUUAUUUUAUGUAAAGUGUAUAUUGAAUGCUUUCCUUUUUUUAUACCUGCCUUAAAUAAUUUGGCAAUCAGAAUUAAAAAAGGUUGUUUUUUUUUU